Molecule: messenger RNA, 2910 nt
Organism: Gadus macrocephalus (Pacific cod)
Lineage: Eukaryota; Metazoa; Chordata; Actinopteri; Gadiformes; Gadidae
Exons: 4
Coding region: 1776-2423 (215 amino acids)
Source: RefSeq, a predicted model, not a curated record
UAUUUUCAAUUAUAUACAUUUAGAAAUAAUUUAUAUUCAUGUUCAUCAUGUUAUUAAGAAGAUUGCGGGACACGUCCCCUCCCCCGGGGUCUACGCCCAUGACCCGACCCGUCAUCAUGUUGUCUUCAAAGCGGAGUUGCGGCUAGAUCCGUUGAGCUUCAAGCCCCAGCAGUAGCAGCAGGAGGAGCCAUAUGGAAUAUAGAACCAUAGGACAGCUGAGCGGCCUCAGCGGCGUUAAAGUGGAUGUCGUCUGUUCGCUGAUGUACCCUCGACGUCAAGCAGAUCCAUGGCCAUUCAAGGGCCUAUACAUGAUCGAUUUAAAAUAGUUUUCAUUAUGAUUGAUAACCUUCUAAUUUAAUGUCAUGAAUCUGCAUCUAUACUUUUGCAACACUAACAUUUCUGUAUAUUCAUGUUCUCAUUUGUAAUAUUAUCUUUUUUCAUUCUGGGUCAGAAUCGGGAGAUGUGAAUUGUGAAGGGAACAGGUGUGAGAACUGGGAGAUCAACCAAAAACCACUAACUGCUACUUAUAAUGUUCAAACGAAUGCACAUUGUCUCAAGGUUAUUAGGCAAAGUGUCAGAAAGAGGAAAAAGUGUCAGUUUAAGUCUCAUUACUUAUCCAGGUAUCAUGUUUGGGGUAUAAAUUAAGCACAGAUUAAGGUACAUUUUCAGAAACCCAAAAUAUGGUCCUUAAACACUCCCAUUAGUGUCCUCAGACAAAAAUCUCUUCUGGUUGCACACACCUGUGCACGCGCGCGCGCGCGCGCGCACACACACACACACACACACACACACACACACACGCGCGCACACACGCACGCACGCACGCACGCACGCACGUAGGUCUUUCUCCUAAUAGGCCUAUCUCAUACUCUCUCUCUUCUGAACUAACCAGCUUUGAUGCCUCGUAAACAGACCUGAAGGAGGUGUGGCCUUUUAAUACGAAGCACGUUGCCCUCUUACGGCGCGUGCCCGCGCACACGCAAACACUCGCGUGCACGCUGGUAAUUUACAUGAUGCCUUUAUCGCAACGAUUCCAUCUCUUCAGUAGUGGUUCCUAGCUGGCGGGCCUCCCAGUCUUUAGUGGUUUCCUAUAUCAAACGCUUGGUGAGUUGUGAAGUGGUGUGAACUUCAGAUGUCUGCGGAGCCCCGCUACACCUGAAACACUUCUGAAGGACGCACGCACACGCACACACGCACGCCGGAGGUUUCCGGAGCUCCCAGGAAGGAAGACUUGUCUCAUCCUCUCCGACUGAUGCGGUUAGAGUUGAAAGAGUGUUUCCUAUUUAGAAAAAAGGUAUUUCAAAGCGCCUCAGAACGGGGCGGAUUAAGCGCUAAUGGUGCGAGGUUGCGGCGGGCUUUGGCAGAGUGCGGGUGGGCGGCUCGGCGCGUGCAUAAAAGUUGCUCCUGGGACGUCGCUUCUUCAGAGGAACCUGCAGCUCCCCCCAUCACAACUUCCCAGGACCCAGCCCAGAAAACAACCAUACAGAAACUUGGCUUAAAUAUUAUUAUCAUUGUAUAUUGCCUGUGAAUGAAUAGGCUGUGCAUCAGGCGUAUGGGAAGUGUUUAUUUCCGUGACUAAUAUUAUUCCCACGGAUAAAUUGGACCGGAGUAAAGGAGACCCGUGUAUAGGCUGUAUACACUGUAGUAUAGGCUGUAGGAGACCCGCAUAUAGGUUGUAUACACUGUAUAAUAGGCUGCAGUAGACCCGAGGGACAGCAGCAGUCAAGCCGAGCUCCACGAUAGACCCGACCAUAGACCGGACCAUAGACCUGACCAUGUGGCAGACUGCGCUCACCGUGCUCGUGACCUACUCACUCGGGAUGGCUGUGUGUCUGAACUCCAACGGCAUCCGCACCUCCAAAGAGAUCCUGGAAAGCUUGGAGCAGACAGACCCCCUCCCCAGCAGCAACACAUCAGACACAUCAGGAACCACCCUCACCCUGGCUCAGAACCCACAGAGGACCUGCUCCACGCCCGGGUGCAGUCCCCCAGAGAAGGAAGGCUGCAGUAACCGGUCUCGGAGGAGAGGCACAUCCACACAGGACAGAGAGGCAGACAGACAGGGGGACAGACAGGCCAACAGACAGGCAGAUAGCGAGAUCACCGUUGGCAACAGGACAAGAGGCAGCUGUGUGCGGAGCGGUGACUGCCAGCCGGGCUUCUGCUGUGUGCGCUACCUGACAGCCAAGCGCUGCCAGCGGGUACCGCUAGAGGGCGACGCCUGCCUGCUACCCGGCCGCUCCAAGCGGCGGCGCAACCUGGAGCGCUGCAGCUGCGGCCAGGGGCUCUACUGCAGCCCGGCAGGACCCACGGUAUCCGGGGCGGCCAAGAAACAGGGCGUCUGCUUGAACCGACCCGGACAAGGCCAGAGGAACACAAGGCAUUCUGGGAAGAGUAGGAGAACUGCGGAGGGUGGCUGCUGAAAGACUGUACAUCGGACAAACUUUGACAUUUAUCAACAGGUGGACUGCAUUGAAUGUCAGAAGCAGCAAUAUACUAUACUCAUAUUUAAUAUCCAUGAACACGACUUCCAGCUUGUUUUUAGUCUCAAAAGCUGAUUUUUUAAGUCAAUUACACCAGUAGGCCUAAUUAAUAAAAUAAAAAUGCUUUGUAAUUUCUGUGGGUCUUCGAAUGUUCAUUAUCCCCUUGUGAAUGACUGUUGCAAGAUCUUCACUCAUGCAAAACAAAUAUAUUUGAAUUGCCCGUUCUAGAUCAGAAUUUUCUAAAUAAAGACCUUUUUGUAAGUUACCAAAGCAGAUGGUGAGCUGUAUUUGUGCUUUGCUGUACAUUUCAUACAUCUGUGCGGUACCAUAGUGAGUGUCAGUCAAGUGACUGGAACUAAACCCUGUUGACCAUUAAUGCCAAUCAUGGAUAAACACAGAUAGCUUAGCUUCAAUUUUGGUCAAUGUG